This is a messenger RNA of Cladophialophora psammophila CBS 110553, 615 nucleotides long. RefSeq lists its product as uncharacterized. The record is from RefSeq and is a predicted model, not a curated record. The coding region runs from base 1 to 615 and encodes 204 amino acids. The transcript has 3 exons. NCBI's taxonomy places the organism in Eukaryota, Fungi, Ascomycota, Eurotiomycetes, Chaetothyriales, Herpotrichiellaceae.
AUGCUGGGUAGGCUUAUUCUUGUUUCAAUCUUCCUAGGGCCUGUAAUGGGAAUCUUCGACCUCGGAUUUUUCCCUUCGUUGUUCCGUUCCCAGAAAGGAGCCAUACUUCCCAACGACGAACGUGUCAAUAUCCCCUCUUGCCCACCCCAAACUUUCAACGAUAUGGAAAGACACAACCCUCGCAAUGGAUCAAUAGUAUUUAGUUACCCGUCCACUGGUGGUAUUCUGGUCCGCUCAGCUGGACCCGUCGAGCUGGAAGACGAGUUUUGUAAGCGGUUUGGGCGAAUUGGGCCUCAGUGGUGGGCGACUAAGGCUGAGCUGAUGGACGCAGAGCUUGGGGAGGGUAGUGAUGCUGCCAAAAAGAAAUUGGCGAAGAGAGUCGAAACGGGCUGGCCGAGCUCGAGACAGGGAGUUUGGGUUCUUGAGUACGACCUGGAGGAUCGAGCUCAUUACGAACUAAGAAUGGGAGCGUCACUGCUCAACAAUUGCCUUAAUAUGGAUGAGAGGUGUAAGAUCAUUGAAGAUCUCGGAGGAACUUUCUAUUCUAACCCAGAUGACUCCUACGCUGUUUCACGCGGCCUUCUGGUAGUCGUCAAGAAUGCCAGGAAUUCCUAA